Tilletiaria anomala UBC 951 is the source of this 1563-nucleotide messenger RNA. RefSeq names its product putative clathrin assembly protein AP47. Gene Ontology annotation, biological process: intracellular protein transport; vesicle-mediated transport. Gene Ontology annotation, molecular function: clathrin-cargo adaptor activity. Gene Ontology annotation, cellular component: clathrin adaptor complex; clathrin-coated vesicle. Bases 135 to 1457 code for a protein of 440 amino acids. NCBI's taxonomy places the organism in Eukaryota, Fungi, Basidiomycota, Exobasidiomycetes, Georgefischeriales, Tilletiariaceae. The record is from RefSeq and is a predicted model, not a curated record. The transcript has 8 exons.
CGAAGGCGAUCUGAAGCAAGAGUUCAUCCUGUGGCCAGCCGGUCGCCUAAUCGUCUGUACAGCUAGUCAGCAGAAGCGAGUUGGGGGGAGUGGAGAAGAGCGUUGGUCGAACAGAUCGAUAAUCCGCAGGCAAGAUGGCGUCCCUCAUCGCCAUUGUCGACAUCAAGGGCAAGUCUCUCAUUCAACGAUCAUACAGAGACGAUGUAGCUCCAGCUGCUGUUGAGCGCUUCUUGCCGCUCUUGCUGGACAUGGAAGAGGAUGCAGGAGGUAGCGCAGUUGCUCCGUGCUUCUCGUCUGAGGGAAUCAAUUACAUGUUCAUUCGGCAUAACAACCUCUAUUUGCUUGCCUUAUCAAGACGGAACAGCAAUGCCGCAGAAAUUCUCAUCUUCCUUCACAAGUUGGCAUCGGUCCUGGAAGAAUAUUUCAAGGAGCUGGAGGAGGAGUCGAUCCGGGAUAAUUUUGUCAUCAUCUACGAGCUCCUCGAUGAGAUGAUGGACUUUGGAUACCCGCAGACAACAGAGUCCAAAAUCCUUCAAGAGUACAUCACGCAGGAGUCUCACAAGCUAGAAGCGCAAGUACGACCACCCAUGGCAGUGACAAACGCAGUUUCGUGGCGAUCGGAAGGCAUCAGGUACCGCAAAAAUGAAGUAUUUUUGGACGUCAUCGAGUCGGUCAACUUGCUGGUUAAUGCGAAUGGUAACGUCGUACGCAGCGAGAUUCUUGGCUCCGUCAAGAUGAAGUGCUACCUUAGCGGCAUGCCUGAGCUUCGCUUGGGGCUGAAUGAUAAAGUCAUGUUUGAAACCACUGGAAGAACUGCUCGUGGCAAAGCGAUCGAAAUGGAAGAUGUCAGGUUCCACCAAUGUGUGCGCCUUGCUCGCUUCGAGAAUGAUCGAACGAUUUCAUUCAUCCCACCAGAUGGAGAGUUUGAGCUCAUGUCGUAUCGUCUCAGCACCCAGGUCAGACCUCUGAUCUGGGCAGAAGCCGUCGUCGAGCGCCAUGAAGGAAGCAGGAUAGAAUUCAUGGUCAAGGUAAAGGCGCAAUUCAAGAGGCGAAGCACCGCGAACAACGUCGAGAUCAGCAUUCCUGUACCGGAUGAUGCCGACUCUCCAAAGUUCAGAGCGGCGGCUGGUUCGGUGCACUACGCCCCUGAGAAUUCUGCUAUGGUUUGGAAGAUCAAACAACUUGGGGGCGGCCGUGAAUUCAUGAUGCGCGCCCACUUCGGACUACCAAGUGUCAAAAAUGACGAAAAUAUCGACAGGCGAACGCCCAUCAGCGUCAAGUUUGAAAUUCCUUACUUUACCGUCUCCGGCAUCCAGGUUCGAUACCUCAAGAUCGUCGAAAAGUCGGGCUACCAAGCUUUGCCUUGGGUGCGGUACAUCACCCAGCACGGAGAAUACGAUCUGAGGACCCAAAGCGAAAAAGCUGCAGGCGUUCGGUUGGCGCCGAUCGAAGGUUGAGUCGCGCAUUGCCUUUCGGAGAUUGGGAUUCGCCAUCCCCGAUGUAUUAUUCGCAGAUCUCUCGUCCAAUACGAAUGAGAUGGGUAUUGCUGCACUUGCUCAUCCA